Messenger RNA from Nematocida major, 915 nucleotides. RefSeq names its product cyclin-dependent kinase 12/13. Lineage: Eukaryota; Fungi; Microsporidia. The coding region runs from base 1 to 915 and encodes 304 amino acids. The record is from RefSeq and is a predicted model, not a curated record. Gene Ontology annotation, cellular component: nucleus. Gene Ontology annotation, molecular function: cyclin-dependent protein serine/threonine kinase activity; ATP binding. The transcript has a single exon. Gene Ontology annotation, biological process: protein phosphorylation.
AUGUUUAAGCGCCAAGGCAAGGAAACUGCCUACAAAGUGCUGAAGAAGGUUGGGCAAGGCACCUUUGGAAAGGUGUAUUUAGGAAAAGACCUGGCCACAAACAAAAAAGUGGCGCUCAAGAAGAUACGGGUGACAAACGAGGUGGACGGAGUUCCCGUCACGCUUAUUCGGGAAAUAUCUAUACUCCGGGCACUGCGCCACAAGAAUAUAAUAAGCACGCUGGGAAGCUACGUGAAGGACGAGGAAAGUGUGCACAGCAUGAAGACGACAUGGUACAGCGUGUUUAUUGUGUUUCCGUUUAUGGAGACGGAUUUGUCGCAUCUUAUAAAAAACACAAUAAUCCCGAUUGAGGACAUGAUGAGCUACACCAAGCAGAUUCUGCAAGGCCUGCGGUACAUACACGCGAGGAACAUCAUCCACCGAGACAUAAAGCCGUCUAACAUCCUUAUUGGCCCGAACAAAACAGUCAAAAUUGCCGACUUUGGCCUGUCCAGGACUUUUGUAAACACAUACAUGACGCGGGGGGUGGUUUCCCGGUGGUACCGGGCGCCGGAACUGCUGCUGGGCUCUGCCUCCUACGGAAAGUCGAUUGAUAUGUGGUCGUGCGGGUGCAUCGUUGGGGAAAUGCUUUUGAGAAAGCCGCUGUUCAUUUCAGAGUCUGAUGCAGGACAGCUGAGCGCGAUUUCCAUUGUGUGCGGAGAAAUAGACCCGUCCAUGUUUGACGAAUCAGUCCACUCCGAAAACCUGAGCCUGUCCGUCAUAGGCAAGGGAGAGGAGUCAAAAAUCCUGCGGACGUUUUCAAGCUGCAGCAAGACUCUCGCGCACCUUGUUGACCAAAUGCUUCAAAUCGACCCUAGCAGGCGGAUCACUGCAAAGGCCUCUCUUGCCAUCCUCAAGGAGUCCCUGCAGGAGUAG